This is a messenger RNA of Formica exsecta, 2993 nucleotides long. RefSeq lists its product as uncharacterized. The transcript has 3 exons. The coding region runs from base 796 to 2097 and encodes 433 amino acids. Lineage: Eukaryota; Metazoa; Arthropoda; Insecta; Hymenoptera; Formicidae. The record is from RefSeq and is a predicted model, not a curated record.
UCCCCGCUUGCCAUGUCUCUUAUAAUUGGAUAGAAAUAGAACAAUGGUGUUGUCAAUCAUCGACAUAGCCGAUGAUAGCGCGAAUGCAGGGAAAGGCGCACGGAUUUUCAGACUUCCUGACAAAUUCCGGAACGGAGCGACGCGUAGAGACACGCGGAUAAAGAGGAGAUCCGGGAGGGGCAGAAGGAAGAGGAUAUUGAUCGGGAGUAGGCAUGCGCGCAUGUCGUUAUCUCCUCUUCAUCCCACCCUGCAGCGGCGGCAAGCCUGAGGUAAGCGACAAUGGAACAUGCGUCGCGUCGGCCAGUAGCUUGAGGUCCACGUCGCACCGCGUCAAUUAAGUAACGCGCGCUCAAGGCGCCUAGAUCUAGGAAAAAGCGGCUCCGAGGGCGUGUCGAAUCAAGGUAGCCGCACUCCUCUCUCAUGCUGGGUCGUCGAACUAUGCCAGUCCGUCGCGAAUCGGCGCAGGAUCGGCGGCGGCGAACGUAACCGGGAAGAGGCAGCGACACGUAACGAGGAGUAUUUCAUUCAGUGACGGUGAUUUCACGGUGUGACAGACACGUACGCGUAUGUGUACGUAAAGUAAUUGAGUAGAUGUAUAUAUAAUAUAGUCCGCUGCACAUUGGUGGGAUAUCGUCAUUCGGCAGCGCACAUGCCUUGUUAACGCUGGCUGAGAGGCCAGAUCAGUUGGCUGAGUGAAGAAACGCCCGAGCAUCACCGAGCCGUGCUAAUUGCAAAGGAAAUUGCAAAGGACAAAUAGCAGAAACCUGCUAAGGGACAACGAGCUAGGAGGAAGUCAUGUCCGACUUGGACGACGAAACCGAUACUUCGUGCGGGGAGGAGCAAAUUGUCUCGGAUUGGGAGGUUCAAAAGGAGUGGCUCGAGAGCAUAUUGUCGAAGUACCACGACGGGAGAGCGGUCGAAAUCUUAAAGUUUAAUGUAAGCCCCGGAUGCACGACCAGCGAGAGCGUGCUGAGCGCUAUUACCAGCGUUACAGGGAACUAUUUGUUAGCAUCGACGACGGAUCCAACGGAUAAACCGUCGGAUAAGCGCAGAUUGUCCAUUAUCAUAAAGCAACUCCCUAGAGAUCCAUUUAGCCGCUUUUUCGUAACGGAAGGUCAAUUCGAUCUCCGAGAGAUUAAGUUUUAUACACAGGUAAUGCCAGAUUUAAAGGAGUUCAAUCGAAGACAGCUAGGACCGAACCCAGAGGAACCGAUUAUACUACCGGUUCCGGAAUGCUAUCACGCUCAUUACAGUCCUGCAAGCGGAACUGACGACAGCCCGGUGCCACCGGAAUCAAUACUAGUGUUGGACGAUUUGGGCGCUUCGCGUUUCGAGAGUGUCAAGUUCUCGGAGGGGCUAACGUUGGAUCAAGCGACGGUUGCAUUGGAUGCCAUUGCCCGCAUACACGCUCAUUCCCUAUCAAUAAAAGUCGUAGACGGGGAAUCUCUAUCCGAGCGUUACCCGUUUCUUUUCCAAACGGCGAAAGCAACAGAUUCAUAUCAACAACUGGUGGAGCGCGGUUUACCGCAGCUGGCGCACUUUCUAGAAAGCAGACCGGGACUAGAAGCGGUCCUCGAGACUUUGCUAGUUCUACGACCCCGCACUAAAGACAUAAUCUCGGCUCUUCUUGCUCCGGAGGGUCCGUUGGCGUUGAUAACCCACACUGACUUCUGGAGCAAUAAUCUACUCUUCAGGGAUACUUGCGGAAGUGCGGAAUGCUACAUUCUCGAUUGGCAGAUGGUUACUUACAGUCGACCGACGAACGAUGUCGCAUUGUUGUUGGUGAGUUCAGUGCCCACUGAGUUACGCCGCAAACACACUGAAUCACUUCUCAACACAUACUGGAACAAGCUGAAUUGGACAUGCUCGCGUCUUGGCCUAAAUAUUCCCAAGGACUUGGGUUAUACUAGAGAGGAUCUUGACAAGGACUACAGAAAGUCUCAGUUACUGGCGCUUUUACUUUGUAUCGGAUCGGUGGACGUCGCGCUCGGUGAUCCUCUCACAGAGCAACGACUGAUCGACGUCCUCGAAGAUCUAUAUAACGAUGGCGUACUGACAGAUGAAGCUGUCAUCGCGACAAACGAAGUCGAUCCAUAAUUACCGCUGCCACCGUUAACACUAGCGUAUGCACCGAAAAAUUAAUAUUUCUAUCAGGGCUGUGACUCGAAGCGAAGAGUUUCACGUGAAGCAAUAGAUACUUCAAUAGCCCAUAUAUAGCUUAAAGAUGCAAUCUUUGUGUUUCCAACCCAAAGGAGGCUUAAGCCAGCAAUAACACGAAUGCGGGCGAUGAAGAAGAUAGUUGCAAAAAAGCACGGAAGAAUAUAAUGGACGUUAGAAACUUGUGCUACUCUUUCGGUUUCUUUCUCUUUGCGACGAGACUACUAUAGACAAGCGGGACAAAUGAUUGAUCAAGAUCAAACGAUGCUUAACCAUAAAUGUCUCGAUUAUACAUUAGUGUAAGCUUUGACAACCUGUCGACUAUUACUCUUUAGACGCUACAAUGAUAUUUUAAUGACUACCAGUGCAAGAUUCGCUUGCAAUUCGAUGAAAGUAAGAUAAAAUCGGAAGCAAACUUUUUAAGAGAAAUUACAUCACGUAAAAAUAUUGAUUUCUUAUCAACAGGUAUCGGUUUUUCCAAUGUGAAUUUUCAAUUCAAUUUUCUGCUCACACAGAAAUUGCUGAUGAACGUCUACGUUGUGCCAAGUCGUUAAAGAUUUAGGCAAGUAGUUGUGAUACAAUUACUAAGAUGAAAUCAAUUAGAUUCGUGAUUAUACUGUUAUAGUACAUGCAUCACAGUUAUAGAGUAUUUUCGAAAUGUACAUGAAACAUAAAACAAUUAUGUUCCAUAUGCCUGAAUACGCGUCCCGUGAUAAAUUUCUUCCGACAAUUAUUCCAGCGAGAACGCGCUGUUUUGUUAACGCUAUAUACAAUUAUUGUAUUAUCCAUUUUCUCUGUAUAAAAUAUAUGGAUAAAAUAUACCUUGAUGUUAUCAC